Molecule: messenger RNA, 2131 nt
Organism: Lepus europaeus (European hare)
Lineage: Eukaryota; Metazoa; Chordata; Mammalia; Lagomorpha; Leporidae
Gene: UBL7
Product: ubiquitin like 7
Exons: 11
Coding region: 114-1256 (380 amino acids)
Biological process (GO): ubiquitin-dependent protein catabolic process
Cellular component (GO): cytosol
Molecular function (GO): polyubiquitin modification-dependent protein binding
Source: RefSeq, a predicted model, not a curated record
CGCGGCGCUUCCGGUUUCCGGCGCGAGGGCCUGAGUGAGUGUUUACAGCGGCGGCCCUGCGGCCGGGUUCCUUCCGCGGGACGGGGAGAAAGAGAGAGCGCGAACGAGAGAGGAUGUCUCUCUCAGACUGGCACCUGGCAGUGAAGCUGGCUGACCAGCCCCUGGCCCCCAAGUCUGUUCUUCGGUUGCCAGAGACAGAACUGGGGGAAUACUCACUAGGGGGCUACAGUAUCUCCUUCCUGAAGCAGCUGAUUGCCAGCAAACUCCAGGAGUCUGUCCCGGACCCCGAGCUGAUCGAUUUGAUCUACUGUGGCCGGAAGCUGAAAGAUGACCAGACCCUCGACUUCUAUGGCAUCCAGCCCGGGUCCACCGUCCACGUCCUGCGCAAGUCCUGGCCUGAGCCUGAUCAGAAACCGGAGCCUGUGGACAAGGUGGCUGCCAUGAGGGAGUUCCGGGUGCUGCACACUGCCCUGCACAGCAGCUCGUCCUACAGGGAGGCGGUCUUCAAGAUGCUCAGCAAUAAGGAGUCUCUGGACCAGAUCAUCGUGGCCACCCCGGGCCUCAGCAGUGACCCCAUUGCUCUCGGGGUGCUCCAGGACAAAGACCUCUUCUCCGUCUUCGCCGACCCCAACAUGCUCGACACGUUGGUGCCUGCUCACCCGGCCCUGGUCAACGCCAUCGUCCUGGUCCUGCACUCGGUGGCAGGCAGCACCCCGAUGCCCGGGGCUGAGUCCUCUGCCCGGAACCUGCCUUCCGGCUCGUACCGCGAUGUGCCAGGUGGCUUCCUGUUCGACGCGCUCUCUGACGACGAGGACGACUUCCACUCAAGCUCCCGGCCCACGCCCUCCAGUAGCGCGUCCAGCUCCCGCCCAGCGUCCCUGGGCUACAGUGGGGCGGCCGGCCCCCGGCCCAUCACCCAGAGCGAGCUGGCCACUGCCCUGGCCCUGGCCAGCACCCCGGAGAGCAGCUCCCACACGCCAACUCCCGGCACCCAGGGCCACUCCUCAGGGACGUCCCCGCUGGCCUCCGGCGCGCAGCCCGGGACGCCCAUCACCAGCGACCUCUUCAGCCAGGCCCUGCAGCACGCGCUGCAGGCCUCCGGGCAGCCCAGCCCACAGAGCCAGUGGCAGCCCCAGCUGCAGCAGCUGCGUGACAUGGGCAUGCAGGACGACGAGCUGAGCCUGCGGGCCCUGCAGGCCACCGGGGGCGACAUCCAGGCGGCCCUGGAGCUCAUCUUCGCAGGGGGAGCCCCGUGAACGCCACCCCUCCUGAGCCCCCAGCAAGCUGCAGGGGUGGCCGCCGUCGCCCCUCCCCUCCCCAAUAUACCUGAUGGUCAGCUCUCCCGCCUCGUCCAGUGCGUGGCCUUCUUGGCUGGUCGGAGCUGGGGGCACGUAUUGAGACAAGCGGUGUGUGUGGGACCUGGUACCGUGGCACUGGGGAGCAGGGCUGGGCCUGGUUCUGGGCCCGGGUGGAGGAUUAUAGACCCGUUGUGAGAUUCGGGGUGACACACAGUCAUCUUGGGGAGAGGUUUCCAGGAGUGGCCCGGACUCCCUGGGGCUUUGGGUGUGGCAGCCUCAGAAUGUGGCCAAGGCCAUAGCAGGGCUGCUGCCCAGUCACAGCUUGACCAGAGGCUCCUGCCCCGAGUGUCCACAGUGUAGAGAGGGGCCCGGUAGACUUUCAGGGGGAGCAGGUGGGAGUUGGCGGCCCUCUCAAAGGCUUCCAGAAGAUUCCCCAUGCCUCCCCUAGUCCUGCCAAGCACCCUCUGAUGCCGGACUCCUGGCCCCGGAGCUGCUGCAGGAGGCGGGUCCCUCCCUGCGGCUCUGGGGGCUGACACGUUGCAGGGCUCCCUGUCUCACGCCUGCUGACGUUCUGAGAGCCCUGACCCGUCCUGGCCGCUCAGCUUCUGCUCGUCUCGCUGGGAGGGAGGGUUCGCCCCUCCUGGGGACAGCCUGCUCACCCGUCCAUGGGUGCUGCUUCCAGAGGGGGUUCUGCUUGCCCCUCUGCCCUGGCCUGGUGGGGACCCCAGCAUGUCAGGUUCUUUUCUCUGGACCACCCCCGGCUUAUCAGUGAUGGGUUUAUUUGUUUUAAUUUAUUUUCUCUGUAUUUGAAAAAUAGAGACGGAUCUUCCAUG